AUGGCAGAUAUUGAAAAGAUCACGCCAGUCCUAUCUUCUACUGGGGUCCAGUUAGAUUCUGAUGCUGCAGAAUUAGCAAAUUUAGGAUACAAACAAGAAUUCAACAGAGGAUAUAAUUUCCUUUCUACAUUUUCUUUUGCGUUUUCAAUCUCAGGUCUUAUGGGUACCAUUUCCAUCACUUAUUUGUACCCAUUAUGGUCUGGAGGCCCAGCUUGUGCUGUUUGGUGCUGGUUUGUUGGUGCUCUUGGUUGUUUAUGUAUUGCAUGGUCAGUGGCACAUAUCACUUCCUGUUUCCCAACAUCAGGUGGAAUGUAUUAUACAUUAAGUCAAGUUGUUCCUAAAGAAUGGGUUGCAUUGUCGUGUUGGAUCGAUGGGUGGUUGUAUUUAACUGGUGUCAUAACUGGUGUAACAAGUACUGAUUUUGGUGCAGCAACUUUAUUGUUGGCUAUUAUUUCCAUGUAUAGUGACUAUGAAUAUGUUCCUGAAAAAGGCCAUGUUACUGCAGUUUCAAUUUUGAUUAUGAUAAGUCAUGGAUUGAUUAAUUCCUUACCCAACGAUAUAUUGGCUUCAAUUACUCAAUAUUACUGUAUCAUUAAUAUCGGAUCCACGAUUGCAUUAAUAAUUCAUUUAUUGGUUAAAUGUCCUAAGAUUAACACAGCAGAUUUCACAUUUAACCAUGUUGUCAAUAACACAGGGUGGAGUUCAGAUGGUUGGGCCUUUUUAUUUGGAUUCUUGAAUGUGUCGUGGGUUAUGACAUGUUACGAUUCAGCAUCAAGAAUCUCAGAAGAAGUUCACAAUGCAGCAUACUAUACACCAUUGGCCAUUGCAUUAGCAUUGACUGUCACAGCUAUAUUGGGAUGGGUUUUAGUCAUUGUUUUCACCUUAUCAAUGGGAACAGAUAUCGAUGCAAUUUUAAACUCUCAAACUGGACAACCAAUUGUUGCAGUUUAUACUCAUGCCAUGGGAAAGCAAGCAGCGACAGCAUAUUUGACUCUUGCUUUUAUCAUUAUUUGGUUUACUGGUGCAGUUGCAUGUUGCUCAACCUCAAGGGGUAUUUGGUCAUUUGCUAGAGACAGAGGAUUGCCAUACCAUAAAUUCUUGGGAAAAGUUAAUAAAAGAACCGGUGUCCCAUUAAACUCACUAUGGAUAUUGGUCUUGAUUAUGUGUUUAUUAUCAUUGAUCAAUUUAGGCUCAACAGUUGCAAUGAAUGCAAUAUUUUCAGCAUGUGCAAUUGCAACGGAUUGGUCGUAUGUUGUUGUUAUUGGAGCAUUUUUACUCAAUGCCGAAAAAAUGGGAAUUAAAUUUGGGCCAUUUAGUUUGGGGAAAUUCUACAAACCAGUUAUGGCAUAUUCAUGUAUUUGGACAGUUUUCCUUUCAAUUGUCUUUGUUUUCCCCAAUUUUAUGCCAGUUGAUAAAGAAAACAUGAACUACACAAUUGUUAUUUUAGGUGCAGUAUUUCUUGGUGCAGGAGGUUGGUGGCUACUUGGAGCCAAAAAUUGGUACGUUGGACCAAUUUCUAACAUCGACGAUAGUUAUGCCAAAGAAGUGAAAGGUGUUAUCCAUAACAAACCUAAAGAAGAAAAGCAAGAACCUGAAGCAGAAGUGGGAACUUCAGAUAAAGGUUCAGAAAUAGGCAGCAAUGAAAAAAAGAAAUAA
Ascoidea rubescens DSM 1968 is the source of this 1656-nucleotide messenger RNA. RefSeq names its product amino acid permease. Gene Ontology annotation, molecular function: transmembrane transporter activity. The record is from RefSeq and is a predicted model, not a curated record. Gene Ontology annotation, biological process: transmembrane transport. The transcript has a single exon. Gene Ontology annotation, cellular component: membrane. NCBI's taxonomy places the organism in Eukaryota, Fungi, Ascomycota, Saccharomycetes, Ascoideales, Ascoideaceae. Bases 1 to 1656 code for a protein of 551 amino acids.